CCCUCACAUCGACAACAACAACAAUGGCCGAUUGUAUUGAAGCGCUACUCGUUUUGGUUUUGCUCUGUCGAAACUAAAUGGAACACAUGGGACCCUUUACUACCAACUUUACAGUCGUUACAUCAGGGAUGCAAACUCAUCAGGAAGAGACCUGCAAAGACCCAGAUAGACUUUAUGAUGAUGGGGAGAAGAGUAUCAUCGGAGAACAGCUGGAUCAACAUCAGUCUACAUCCACGAUAGGAAAACCACACACCUGUGACCAGUGUGAGAAGAGUUUCUGGAGUUCAGGGAUAUUGAAGCACCACAAACGUACCCACACUAGAGAAAAACCUUUCACCUGUGACCAGUGUGAGAAGAGCUUUAGCAGGUCAGGCGAUUUGAAGAUUCACCAGCGAACCCACACUGGAGAAAAACCCUACUCCUGUGACCAGUGUGAGAAGAGCUUUAGCAGGUCAGGCUAUUUGAAGAUUCACCUGCGAACCCACACUGGAGAAAAACCUUUCACCUGUGACCAGUGUGAGAAGAGUUUCUGCAGAUCAGGGAUAUUGAAGAGCCACAAACGUACCCACACUAGAGAAAAACCUUUCACCUGUGACCAGUGUGAGAAGAGCUUUAGCCAGUCAGGCUAUUUGACGAUUCACAAGCGAACCCACACUGGAGAAAAACCUUUCACCUGUGACCUCUGUGAGAAAAGUUUCACGGACUCAUGCUCAUUGAAGAGCCACCAGCGAACCCACACUGGAGAAAAACCCUACUCCUGUGACCUCUGUGAGAAGAGCUUUAGCCAGUCAAGCUAUUUGACGAUUCACAAGCGAACCCACACUGGAGAAAAACCUUUCACCUGUGACCAGUGUGAGAAGAGCUUUAACCGGUCAGACUCAUUGAAGGUCCACCAGCGAACCCACACUGGAGAAAAACCCUGCUCCUGUGACCAGUGUGAGAAAAGUUUCACGGACUCAUGCUCAUUGAAGCGCCACCAGCGAACCCACACUGGAGAAAAACCCUACUCCUGUGACCAGUGUGAGAAAAGUUUCGCAGACUCACGCUCAUUGAAGAGCCACCAGCGAACCCACUCCUUUGACCAGUGGGAGAAAGAGUUCAGUGACUCAUACAGUGUGAAGCUCCACCAGCCUACCCACACUGGAGAAAAACCUGACGUCUGUGCUCACUCUUGCCCCUUUCACACCAACAUGGAACACAUGGGACCCUUUACUACCAACUUUACAGUCGUUACAUCAGGGAUGCAAACUCAUCAGAUGGCUGAACUUCAGGUAGACGAUAACACAAGCAGCAGAAAGAGUUCAUCAGCAGAGGAAGAGACCUGCAAAGACCCAGAUAGACUUUAUGAUGAUGGGGAGAAGAGUAUCAUCGGAGAACAGCUGGAUCAACAUCAGUCUACAGCCACGAUAGGAAAACCAUACACCUGUGACCAGUGUGAGAAGAGUUUCUGGAGUUCAGGGACUUUGAAGCACCACAAACGUACCCACACUAGAGAAAAACCUUUCACCUGUGACCAGUGUGAGAAGAGCUUUAGCCAGUCAGGCGAUUUGAAGAUUCACCUGCGAACCCACACUGGAGAGAAACCCUACUCCUGUGACCAGUGUGAGAAGAGCUUUAGCCAGUCAGGCGAUUUGACGACUCACAAGCGAACCCACACUGGAGAGAAACCCUACUCCUGUGACCAGUGUGAGAAGAGCUUUAGCCAGUCAGGCUCAUUGAAGGUCCACCAGCGAACCCACACUGGAGAAAAACCCUACUCCUGUGACCAGUGUGAGAAGAGCUUUAGCCAGUCAGGCGAUUUGAAGGUCCACCAGCGAACCCACACUGGAGAAAAACCCUACUCCUGUGACCAGUGUGAGAAGAGCUUUAGCCAGUCAGGCGAUUUGAAGAUUCACAAGCGAACCCACACUGGAGAAAAACCCUACUCCUGUGACCAGUGUGAGAAGAGCUUUAGCCAGUCAGGCUCAUUGAAGGUCCACCAGCGAACCCACACUGGAGAAAAACCCUACUCCUGUGACCAGUGUGAGAAAAGUUUCACGGCCUCACGCUCAUUGAAGCGCCACCAGCGAACCCACUCCUUUGAAAAACCAUACACCUGUGACCAGUGUGAGAAGAGUUUCUGGAGUUCAGGGAUAUUGAAGCACCACAAACGUACCCACACUAGAGAAAAACCUUUCACCUGUGACCAGUGUGAGAAGAGCUUUAGCAGGUCAGGCGAUUUGAAGAUUCACCAGCGAACCCACACUGGAGAAAAACCCUACCUCCUGUACCAGUGUGAGAAGAGCUUUAGCCAGUCAAGCUCAUUGAAGCACCACCGGAGAAUCCACACUGGA
Messenger RNA from Trematomus bernacchii (emerald rockcod), 2333 nucleotides. Its product is annotated as zinc finger protein 271-like. Gene Ontology annotation, biological process: regulation of transcription by RNA polymerase II. NCBI's taxonomy places the organism in Eukaryota, Metazoa, Chordata, Actinopteri, Perciformes, Nototheniidae. The annotation marks the transcript as partial. The record is from RefSeq and is a predicted model, not a curated record. Gene Ontology annotation, molecular function: RNA polymerase II cis-regulatory region sequence-specific DNA binding; DNA-binding transcription factor activity. The transcript has 6 exons.